AUGGAGAAUGAAAAUAAAAUACUUAUAAUAAGAGUUAUUAGAUCAUUUGAAUAUAGAACUAUAAAGAAUCUCAUUUUAAAGGAUAUAGAUUUAAAUACAAAUGUUUCUGAUUUUAAAAAACUGGUCGCUGAUAAAAUUCAAACUACACCAGGAUUUACACCAUUUAAAACAAAACAAUAUGACUCAAUGAAAAUAUUUUUUGUGCCACAUGGUCAAAAACCAAAUAAUUUAACUAUAAAUAUUGAAAAUGAUCAUUUCUUUUUAAAUAAUAAUAAAUCUUUAGCUGAAAAUGGUGUUGUAUAUGAAACAGAGAUUUCAUUUUUUGUAAUGGAGGAUUAUUUAAAAUAUAAAGAAAACCCAGAAAAUAAAUGGUAA
Messenger RNA from Dictyostelium discoideum AX4, 375 nucleotides. RefSeq lists its product as hypothetical. The record is from RefSeq and is a predicted model, not a curated record. Bases 1 to 375 code for a protein of 124 amino acids. NCBI's taxonomy places the organism in Eukaryota, Evosea, Eumycetozoa, Dictyosteliales, Dictyosteliaceae. The transcript has 4 exons.